Cylindrotheca closterium is the source of this 1416-nucleotide messenger RNA. The record is from the annotation of a GenBank genome assembly. NCBI's taxonomy places the organism in Eukaryota, Bacillariophyta, Bacillariophyceae, Bacillariales, Bacillariaceae.
AUGAGAGCACAGUCAACUCUCCUUCUCCUAUUAUUGCUGGCGUUUCAGCAUCAGAUUGCAGCCUACAAUCAUGUAAAGCCGUCCAUUCACAAGGACGCUGAGGAAUAUACAGAUUCGCACAUUGCCGUGAAAUUUACUGGGGACAAGAAACUAUAUUUCUUUGCUGGUCCUCACAAGUCCGCUAGUACGAGUGUGGAAAAGUUCUUUGCCACUUGGGCCAAGGAAGGGAAUGUGGCCAAUCAUCCACAUACGACUGCUCUCGAGUACUGGCGAUGGCCAACAUUUGACGAAUCCUUGGGAGAAAAGCAGUACGGCAAAUUGGUCAAGAAUAAAGAUGAUAAGAGUUUUCUGAACAAGGCUUUGGAUGUCAUUCAAGCUAAGUUCGACGAAAGUGAAAAUGGUGUAUUUUUGGGAACCGAAGAAUUCGAUCAAGUCGGUCCGGACAAGUAUCUCGAUGCCAUGCCCGUCAUGGAAGCCAUUGUGGACAAGCUCCAAGUGGAUCACAAGGACAUUAAGGUCAUUCUCAACUACCGAGCUCCCCGCAUCGACCAAUGGAUCAGUAUUUGGAAGCAUGCUGGUGAAGAGUAUGCCGGUGCCUCCUACGAAGACUUUAUGUGCGAAGCCCAUGUGAACGAAGACGAUAAAAAGUAUCGAGCCAGUAUGAUUGGUGCUGAAAUGAAUCCUUUGGGAGCGGCCAGCAUCUUUUUGGAACGUGGUUGGGAGGUCACCCUGAUGGACAUGGAAGGUGUCGACAAGGCUGGCAAACAUAUUGUCCACACGAUCGGAUGCGAUGUUUUGUUUGGAGCAUGCGACGAGGGCGUUAUGCAUAGCCUUGGCGACUAUCUUCCGGUCAAGAAUAAGAUCGAGAAAGAUUUCAACGAAUUGAAUGAAGAAGAAACCGCCAAGAUUGAGAAACUCUUUCGGUAUCGUGAUUGCGCGUAUCAGAGUGAUUUGCAACAGUACAUUGACAAGGGCACACUGGAUAUUCUUUACCAAGAGAGCUUGUGGUCGGAAUGCGAGGAAGGUGCAGACUACUACAAAAAGUUCAAGGAUAACACGGAAAUGAUUUACAAUGCCUUGCUUGGACAAUUGGAAUGUAAGAAUGCGCCACAUGACUUUGUAGUUGGCGCCGAUAUGGAUGCUGCCCUGGCUGGUGUUGGUGCCUCUGGUCUGGGAGGCGGUGUGUUCAAUUUCUUGUUUUUCGUCAUGGUCUUGGUCGUCGCCAUUGGGUUUGGUGCAUUUCAGGUUUUGCAGAAACGGAGCAAGGAACGUCAAGAGAUAUUAGCUGCAGGUGGCGAUAUCCAUGAAGAGGAUGAUAAUGAAGAACCUGACACUGCAACUGAAAUGACAAAUGUUGGUGGGGGCUUUCGAGAUGAUGAGGAUUUGGACGAUGAGGAAGUUUCGGAUCAAACGUAA